CCAGUUAAAUACGUUUUCUCACAUUGAUAUAUUCAUGAAAUAAUAUUAAAGAAAAUUGAAAAAUGAAUAGUACAGAAACGAUUCAAGAAAUUUUGGGUGUUAAAUUUUCUUGGCACGAUUAUUCUUUUUUUACAUUGAUGUUAAUUGCCAGUGCUAUUAUUGGGGUUUAUUAUGGAUUUUUUAAGAAGCAGCGAACUGCGCAAGAUUAUUUAUUAGGUGGUAAAUCAAUGGGUAUUAUACCUGUUGCUUUGUCGUUAACAGCAAAUAACGUCUCUGGAGUAACCCUUCUUGCCGUUCCAUCCGAUGUCUACAUGCAUGGUAUUUCUUAUUGGUUUACCUACGUAUCUCUGGUAAUCGUAAUUUUCGUCUCGUAUAAAGUAUUCGUCCCAGUUUUUGCGAAUUUAAAAACACCCAGCUCGUUUGAGUAUUUAAAAAGAAGAUACGAUACUAAAACUAGAAUGUUGGGUUCGAUGUUAUAUCUGAUAAGUGCCAUUUUGUAUUUACCAGUUGUAAUGUACAUGCCAUCUUUAGCUUUAUCACAAGCAACUGGAAUGAAUAUCCAUUUAAUAAACAUUUUAGUUUGUACAGUUUGUAUAUUUUAUACAAGCGUUGGAGGUUUAAAAGCUGUGGUAUAUUCAGAUGCUUUACAAACGGUUAUUAUGAUUGGAGCUUUAGUGAUUGCUUUUAUACUGGGUGUUGUUAGAUGUGGAGGGUUUGAAAAUGUUUGGAAUACGUCUUACGAGCACAAUAGAUUAAAAUUAAAAUUUGAUAUCGAUUUUACGUUAAGAAACGCUUUUUGGGCUGUCACGUUCGGCCAAUUUAUGACAUGGUUAAGCUUUUUAGGAGUUUCUCAAGUUUACAUUCAAAAGUGUCUAGCAAUACCUUCAGAAAAAGACGUAAUCAAAGUUCUAACAAUUUUUGCACUUGGAAUAUUUGUGAUUGGGUCAUUAUGUAAUUUCACAGGAUUAAUUAUGUUUACCGAAUAUUCAAAUUGUGAUCCGGUCAAAUCCGGAAUUUUAGAGAAACAAGAUCAAUUGCUUCCAUAUUACAUCUUGGAUAUUUCAAAACAACUUCCAGGAUUAGCAGGAUUAUUUAUAGCAGGAAUUUUUGGGGCGGCUUUAAGCACAUUAGCUGGAAUGUUAAAUAGCUUAUCGUGUACGAUUUUCGAAGAUUUUAUUUCGAAAUAUAUUCCAAAAAAUACGACUCAAUUAACGAUAAGUCGAAUACUGAAGUUGAUCGUUUUAAUUAUUGGAAUUGUAGCAACCGGAUUGGUUUUUGUUGUUGAAAAGUUGGGCGGAAUGUUAGCUUUAUCUUUAAGCUUAUCUGGAAUAACAGCUGGACCUAUUUUGGCGCUUUUUGUUGGAGGAAUGUUAAUUCCAAAAAUGAAUGAAAAGGGAGCUUAUUAUGGUUCCGUUACAUCAUUAAUUCUAAUGACAAUCAUUGUAUUUGGAUCACAAUAUUACCAAAAUAGUGGUUAUUUAACAACUGUACCAUUACCAACUUCAAUCGAGGGAUGUACGUUUUUGAAUUCAACAAUAACCCAAAAUUAUGAUUUUAAAAUAGACGGAAAUUCGACGUCGCAUACAAUAAACGAAGUUCCUUACAUUUUUCGGGUACCUUUUUAUUGGUAUUGCACAAUAGGAUUUGUUUUCGCUAUUUCACUUGGUUUAUUAAUCAGCCAUUUUAGUAAAUCUAAAAAAAAUAUUGAUAAAGAACUAUUUAGUCCGGUUAUUUAUCGUUUUCUUUCUAGAAAUAGUGACGAAACUAUUUACGUUUCUGAAAAGUUAAUGGAGUCUAAAUAAUUAAAAAAUAUUUAUUUCACAACUAA
Onthophagus taurus is the source of this 1828-nucleotide messenger RNA. RefSeq names its product sodium-coupled monocarboxylate transporter 2-like. Gene Ontology annotation, biological process: sodium ion transport; transmembrane transport. Lineage: Eukaryota; Metazoa; Arthropoda; Insecta; Coleoptera; Scarabaeidae. Gene Ontology annotation, molecular function: symporter activity. Gene Ontology annotation, cellular component: membrane. The record is from RefSeq and is a predicted model, not a curated record.